Messenger RNA from Glossina fuscipes, 1447 nucleotides. RefSeq names its product homocysteine S-methyltransferase 1. The record is from RefSeq and is a predicted model, not a curated record. Bases 51 to 1046 code for a protein of 331 amino acids. The transcript is spliced from 4 exons. Gene Ontology annotation, biological process: S-methylmethionine cycle. Gene Ontology annotation, molecular function: S-adenosylmethionine-homocysteine S-methyltransferase activity. Lineage: Eukaryota; Metazoa; Arthropoda; Insecta; Diptera; Glossinidae.
UUUUUAUUUUUAUAAAAUAUUGCACAAAGAAAAAAUUCCAAGUUAAAUAAAUGGACCUAACAAGAAUACUAGUGAAAGAUGGCGGUUUUGGUACACAAAUGACGGUACACGUGGGUGACGCUGUGGAUGGUGAUCCUUUGUGGAGUGCCCGUUUUAAUGCAACCAAACCAGCAGCAAUUAUUAAUACCCAUCUCGAUUUUUUGCAAAAUGGUGCUGACAUCAUUUUAACAAAUACCUAUCAAACAAGUGUUGAAGGCUAUAUGGAAUAUAUGGAAUUGAAUGAAGAACAAAGCAUUGAACUGAUAAAAAAUACUGUACGUUUGGCGCAUAUUGCAAAGGAAAAAUAUUUAAGUGAAUGCUGUCAAACCGGCUUAAAUAUCGCCAAUGGUUUUCCAAUGAUAAUCGCUUCGAUUGGCCCGUAUGGUGCGCAUUUGCAUGAUGGCUCCGAAUAUACUGGAUCUUAUGCAGAUUACUUGUCAGCCAAAGAUAUUACAGAUUGGCAUAGGGUGCGCAUAGAUGCGUGUUUAGAGGCUGGGGUCGAUGCCUUGGCCAUAGAAACUAUACCUUGUCAAAUGGAAGCUGAAGCUCUUGUGGAUAUGUUAUGUGAAGAUUACGCGGAUGUUAAGUUUUGGAUUUCCUUUCAAUGUAAAGACGAAAAAACCUUGGCUCAUGGCGAAAUAUUCGCGGAGGCCGCCCUCACCGUUUGGGAUCUUUUAAGAGAUCGAAAUGCUCAGAAAAAUUGCUUAGCUAUUGGUGCAAAUUGUGUUCAUCCGAAAUUUGUAACGCCCCUUUUACAAAGCGUUAACGCCCAUAAAAAGACUGAAGAGAAAAUUCCUCUAGUAGUUUAUCCCAACAGUGGCGAAAUAUACGACGUUGACAAAGGUUGGUUGGGCAAAGAGCAUUGCGUACCUUUGGCUGAUUACCUGCCGGAAUGGGCUCAUCUAGGAGCAAAAAUCAUAGGCGGAUGUUGUCGAACUUAUGCUCGCGACAUACGCCUCAUAAAGGAAGCCGUGCAAAAUUAUAAUCAAUGUGAAGAUUGGAAUUAAAUCUUAUGAACAAUUUGCUACCAGCCUGGGCGUUGCUCGCUAGCUAAUCCCGGGUCUUUUAUACAAGAAAAUUUAUUUCUUAGGGCCCGAUGGCUAGACUAGACAUCGAAGAAAUUAAUGGUAUAAAACGCAUCCCACAUUACGAUACAAAAUGCGAAUGACACGAUUUACUUACUAAGCAACUCUGUUAUAAUAUUUUAACUUUGACUUUAUAAUUUUGAAUUUAACUUCCAUAGCACUGUCUUUGAUUUUUCCCAUUUUGAUUUUACAAUUUCGUGAGGUUGACUUUAACUUUCGUAAUUGUAGACGCUUUGAUUUUAUAACAUUGCCAUUGAUCUUUGAAAUUUUUACCUUUGUAGCUUUGAUUUAGUAACUGUUUCUUUACGUAGUAACCUAAUAAU